AUGCAACAGCGCUUCAGUACCGCCUUUGGCAAAAGGUUGGAGCAGCUGAUGGCAGAGGUCAUGCCCCGCGAAAGGGGGGAUGCCAGGGACUGGGCGCUCAUGUGGACAUCUGUGGCCAUAUUUGUGUAUGCUUCCAUGCACUUGUACCGCCUGUAUGCCUAUGCUUACUAUGCCCUGGGCUUGCGGCCGCUUGCACACCUGCUGGGGCAUUAA
This is a messenger RNA of Coccomyxa subellipsoidea C-169, 213 nucleotides long. RefSeq lists its product as hypothetical. The transcript is spliced from 2 exons. The record is from RefSeq and is a predicted model, not a curated record. NCBI's taxonomy places the organism in Eukaryota, Viridiplantae, Chlorophyta, Trebouxiophyceae, Coccomyxaceae. The coding region runs from base 1 to 213 and encodes 70 amino acids.